GUACCACCGGCGGAAGUCCACCGCGUGACCUAGAUCUAUCGGCUACCACGGCGUCCCCUCACUACCGCCCACCACCAAACACCGCCGUCUCCUCUCUCGCGCGCCGCCGCCGUCGCCGUUCCCGUUCCUCCUCAUCGCUGUCCUGCUGCCUCCACCCCGUCCGCAAUCUUUCCCCGUUGGAUUUUGAGGCCUGUAAAUGGCAGGGAGGCACCGCCUAGCUCGCCAGUACUACGAGGAACCACGAGCAUUUCGUGAUGGCCCACCUCCUCGAAUUGCACGAGAAAGGUCCAUUUCUCCGCGUCGCUUCGAGGGAGAACUGUCUAGUCGUCGUGUUGAGAUACGCAGAAUCCGUGAGGACAACCAACAUCUGGUGGAUGAAAUCGUUGGUCUCAGGCAAGCAAUGCCUCGUUUGAAACAAGAUCUCCAUGCCUCGAGUCAGGCUAUACCUAAGCUCCGUGCAGAGAAAGAACUUGAAUCGAGGGAGUUGACUCAGAGGAAUCUGAAGCUCGAAGCUGAGCUACGCUCCUUAGAACCUCUUAGGCAAGAUGCCUUGCAGCUACGAUCUGAAGUAGGUACACUACAGUCUUUGAGGCAAGAGUUGACUUCAAAGGUGCAGGGUCUAACAAAGGAGCUUGAGCAUCAGAACUCUGAAAGCCAGCGCAUACCUGCCAUGAUAGCUGAACGUGAUGGCCUGCGGCAGGAACUGGUCCAUGCUAGGGCGGCCCUUGAGUACGAGAAAAAAGCAAAGCCAGAGCUGAUGGCACAGGUGCAAGCAGUGGAGAAAGAUCUCGUAACUAUGGCUCAGGAGUCUGAGAAGCUAAGGGCUGAGAUUGAGAAGAGAAGGGCAACUAGUUUCAGCAGUCAUGGAGCUUAUGGACCACCUAUGGGGACGCCUGGGAUGGGCUUGCAAGGCAUCUACGACUGUGGCUAUACCUACACAGAGAACCGCUAUGGCGCUGGACCAUGGGACCCCCCUGGUUAUCCGCACCCUUGAUUUGAGCUUCUAAUCCUUGUUACCCUUGAGGCAGCAUUCAUCGUCAUCACUCGGCAGCACUUAUUGCAACAAAGUUUGUAUCUAUGCAGUAAAACUUGUGGUAUGCUGUUGCUGGUGUUUUCGUUGUGCAUUUGGGUGUUGUUAGCUUUGCUGGCAUAUGUGACUCCAUUAUACUGGCUAUGGUUAUAUUGAUCUUUCUUCAGAA
Molecule: messenger RNA, 1199 nt
Organism: Brachypodium distachyon (stiff brome)
Lineage: Eukaryota; Viridiplantae; Streptophyta; Magnoliopsida; Poales; Poaceae
Product: protein FLX-like 3
Exons: 4
Coding region: 197-994 (265 amino acids)
Source: RefSeq, a predicted model, not a curated record